This is a messenger RNA of Protopolystoma xenopodis, 735 nucleotides long. The record is from the annotation of a GenBank genome assembly. Lineage: Eukaryota; Metazoa; Platyhelminthes; Monogenea; Polystomatidea; Polystomatidae.
AUGACAAAACUCAUUGAUGAUGCCGACUACGAUGCCGACGAAACGUUUGAGAAUGUACCAAGUCCACUGUCCGAUGCUGGAAAUCAUGACAACUACUUUAGCAGACGACUUCGGACUAGGUGCGUUCUACUAAGUCGCCCUGACAACAAGACCAAGUUGCGACGAGCAAUACAAAUGACGAACCUGUCGUCCGGCGAAGCCUUAUCCUCUGCGGAUACAACUCGCCUUGGCCAGCCACCCAUUUCCUCAAGCAUCGACUACCAGUUGAUCAGUUUGGCUCUUGCUGGAUUCGCUUCCUCUCUAUCGGCUUCUCCGGCUACCCAUGCUUCUAAUCUGCCCACGCAGUCCUCUUCUACCCUUUCGGAAAUCAGUCCACCUUCCACAAGUCAGGUUACCGUUGGCCCUGUCAGUCACACGAGCUCAACUUUAUAUGAUCUUCCAGCAACUGGUACUGUUAUGAGUGAGCUUUGCCCAGCUGCCAAUGCACCAGGAUUUACAUCUACUGCCUCCUCCCAGAGAGCCAAAAUCAAUACGCCCGCUCCAAACAGGUCUGGAUCUCCGGUGCGGCAUGGCACUGACGAGGUUUGGCGGACCACUUGCUUAGAUCUUAUCAACAGUCUGCCGGACGAUGCUCGGCACGCCUACAUUCGCAUGAUGUUCCAGUUUCUUUCUUGCUCACCUCUGGCUACCGGGCCAGGAAGUGCAGUUCAUGCAAUUAUGUAUUCCGAAGAUUGA